GGUGCCUCUCCCUCGCUCGGCUCCCGCGACCCAGAUUCCUGCCCCGCCCCCGCCCCUCCCGCGCCUGCAGCCAGUGCGGCAGCCGCGGCCACCCCCGUGCAGCCGCCGCGCGGGGGACCGCCCGAGUCCAUCGCCGCCGCGGAGCAAGUCGCUGGAGCGCCCCGGGGAGGCGGCGAUGGAGACCCGACAGCCGCCCGCCGGAACCUGCUGAGCCUUCUGCCGCCGCGGAGUCCAGCUUACACCUACUUUGACAAAGGGAAAUUUGGAAGCAGUUCUUGAGAACACUUUGAUAACACCGGGAUAAUUAAAACAGGCACAAUGAAGCACUUCCUGAGAAUGUUGAUCCAGGUGUGCCUGUAUUUUUACUGUAAAUUUUUGUGGCGCUGCCUGAAAUUUGUAAUGAGGAAGCUGACUGGAAGGUGUGAGCUUCAGCGGAUCUGUUACAACACCAAGCCUGGCGCUUCCAGGACCAUGAAAAUCGAAACCUCCCUGAGGGAUUCAAAAAGUAAGCUGUUGCAGACAGCCGUGAGUGUUCACCCUGAUGCCAUUGAGAAAACUAUAGAAGACAUCAUGGAACUGAAAAAAAUUAACCCGGACAUAAAUCCACAGUUGGGUAUCUCUCUCCAAGCUUGCCUUCUGCAAAUUGUUGGUUAUAGAAACCUUAUUGCUGAUGUGGAAAAACUGCGCAGAGAGCCCUAUGAUUCUGAAAAUCCCCAACAUGAGGAGAUGCUUUUGAAGUUGUGGACAUUUUUGAAGCCCAAUACACCCCUGGAAUCUCGGAUUUCUAAGCAAUGGUGUGAAAUUGGUUUCCAAGGUGAUGAUCCUAAAACUGAUUUUCGAGGAAUGGGCCUCCUGGGACUGUACAAUUUGCAGUAUUUCGCAGAAAGGGAUGCUUCAGCAGCUCAACAGGUUCUCUCCGACUCUCUUCACCCAAAAUGCAGCAAAUUCAGCAAAGCAGAAUGGGAGAAGAAAAGGCUGGAUAAAGCAAUUGGGUACUCAUUUGCCAUAGUGGGCAUCAAUAUAACUGAUCUGGCAUAUAAUCUACUGGUGAGUGGAGCUCUGAAGACUCAUUUCUACAACAUUGCCCCAGAAGCUCCAACAUUGCCCCACUUCCAACAGACGUUCUGCUAUUUGAUGCAUGAGUUUCAUAAGUUUUGGAUUGAAGAGGACCCCAUGGACAUAAUGGAAUUUAAUCGUGUGCGGGAGAAAUUCCGCAAGAGGAUCAUAAAACAGCUGCAGAACCCAGACAUGGCACUGUGCCCACACUUUGCUGCCUCGGAAGGUUUACUCAACAUGUAGUCACCCAUACUGGUUUAAUGGACCCCCCGGAACACUGCCUCAUUGUCGUGUUAGAUCUCUGCUUUAGGUCCCAGCGCUCACUGAAUGCACACAGCGGUCGUAUGCAUGCCUUUUGGUACAGUAUUUUCAUCUUUUGGUCAUAAUUCCCAGAUCCCCAGAUACCACUAUUUCUGGGGUCUCUGUCAUCCUGUAACUGCUCAUAUUGUGGCAUUAUGCAGUGUUAGAUCUUGCCUUGACUCCCUGGUAUGAAAAGAGUUUUCUAUUUUUUUAGAUUGUUUUCCUUCCCCUCAUCAUUCAGCAUUAAAGAGCUGUAUUUCACUAGCUGUAUUUUGUAUGUAAGAGAUUUAGCUGCAUUUUGUUCUGUGAAAGCCUUUUAAUUUAUUGAUAGGUUCCAUCACUACCGCUGCUAGCUUUUCAAGCCAGGUUCAUGCUUGGACCGCAUUCCAAUAAAGUAUAAGACUUUAAGAUAAUACAGACAGACACAUGAUAAGCCAAACCAUUCCAGCAAACAGCUGUGCUUCAUAAAAGUAUACAGAGGCUUACAAGGACCAAUGUAGGUAGGUGCUGUUUUGUUCAAAGUACCUUAGGAUUAUACUGUAGUUUAUACCUCUUCCCUCCCCCAUUGCAAUUGUGUCAGAGUCAUCUGGAUAGCAAAUUACAUUAUUUCCAUCAUUUUAAAUUACUUUAUUUCCAUCAUUUCACUGGCUUGGAUACCUAAAUAUGUUAGUCAUACUUGGAGCCUCAGAAAAGGAGUAAGCAUACUUCCCAAGCUGCAAAAGGUUUUUCACUGCCUGCCUCUGGCUAAACUCAGAGCCACCCCCAGCACUGUUCUGAUCCAGGCAUCUCUGCUUGGGGAACUGAGUGCUGACUGCUUUGCUUUCUCUCUCAAGACACAAUAUUAAAAAAUAAUUUGUAAGAAGAUAUGUUGCAAGAGAGGAACCUCAGCUAUGACGUUCUGCAAUAUUCCUUGGAAAUACCGACCUUGUCUUACACCCAUGGGACAAGUAAAUGGCUUGGAAGGAGAAAAAAAUUCAAUCAUUCCAGAACUGCUAAACAUCAUUUGAAAAACCAUGAUUUUGUUUGGAAUUAUGAUUGUAGUCUGUUGAAUAGUAUUUACCAUGGCAUUUCAUACCCAUGGUAUUUUAUACCUUCUGACUAUCGAUUUUAGUAUUAAUAGACAUUUGUGUAAUCACUUGCUUAUUUAACUGAAUUUUG
Messenger RNA from Condylura cristata (star-nosed mole), 2514 nucleotides. RefSeq names its product ELMO/CED-12 domain containing 1 (gene ELMOD1). The record is from RefSeq and is a predicted model, not a curated record. The transcript has 11 exons. Gene Ontology annotation, molecular function: GTPase activator activity. The coding region runs from base 319 to 1299 and encodes 326 amino acids. NCBI's taxonomy places the organism in Eukaryota, Metazoa, Chordata, Mammalia, Eulipotyphla, Talpidae.